Molecule: messenger RNA, 3237 nt
Organism: Phyllopteryx taeniolatus (common seadragon)
Lineage: Eukaryota; Metazoa; Chordata; Actinopteri; Syngnathiformes; Syngnathidae
Gene: glyr1
Product: glyoxylate reductase 1 homolog (Arabidopsis)
Exons: 16
Coding region: 87-1604 (505 amino acids)
Molecular function (GO): oxidoreductase activity, acting on the CH-OH group of donors, NAD or NADP as acceptor; NAD binding; NADP binding
Source: RefSeq, a predicted model, not a curated record
UUCUUUUAGUCAUGAGUGGGUGUGUGAAGCUUGCGAAGUGUUGUCUUUUCCUCUCAUUCGUUGCGACGUUUUAUUAGAGUUGCAAGAUGGCGACGGUGCAUCUGAGAAUCGGGGACCUAGUGUGGGGGAAACUUGGCCGAUAUCCACCAUGGCCAGGAAAGAUUGUAAGCCCACCCAAGGAUCUAAAAAAACCGAGGGGCAAAAAAUGCCAUUUUGUGAAAUUCUUUGGAACUGAAGACCAUGCUUGGAUCAAAGUGGAACAACUAAAGCCUUAUCAUGCUCACAAAGAGGAGAUGAUCAAGAUAAAUAAAGGCAAGCGCUUCCAGCAGGCAGUUGAUGCAGUCGAAGACUUUCUUAAAAAAUCAAAGGGGAAAGAACAGAACUCUGAAGGUAAAGGAGACUCCAAAGGAAAGAAGACUCCUAAAAAACCACUAAAAAUACUGGAUGAGGAUGAUGAGGAUCUCAGUGCCUUGAGGGACCCCUCUGAGAAGGACUUAACUGACUCUGACCCCGAGCCGUCCACUAUUGAGAGGCUGGGGGCUGCACCUGGAUUCAAAUGGGAAAGCAGUCCUGUUAAGGAUGACCCACAUUUUCAUCACUUCUUGCUUAGCCAGUCUGAGAAGCCUGCCUCGUCCAUGGAACCGAUAAGCAAGCGCUUAAAAAUUAUUGAAGAGGACACAGCAUCAACAUCCAUUCAAGCUGCAGACAGCACGGCCAUUAAUGGCAGCAUCACACCCACAGAUAAAAGGAUAGGGUUCCUUGGUCUGGGGCUGAUGGGUAGCGGUAUAGUUUCCAACCUGUUGAAAAUGGGCCAUGUUGUCACAGUCUGGAACCGCACAGCAGAAAAGUGUGACCUGUUCAUCCAAGAAGGUGCCAGGUUGGGUCGGACUCCUGCAGAAGUGGCUUCAAUGUGUGACAUUACAUUUUCUUGUGUUUCUGACCCAAAAGCUGCCAGAGAUUUGGUUUUGGGUCCCAGUGGAGUGCUGCAAGGAAUCAGGCCGGGGAAGUGUUAUGUCGAGAUCAGUACUGUUGAUCCAGAGACCAUUACAGAACUCUCACAGGUCAUCACCUCAAGGGGUGGACGUUUCCUGGAGGCACCAGUGGCAGGAAGUCAGCAGCUCUCUAAUGACGGGAUGUUGGUCAUCUUGGCAGCCGGUGACCGAACAGUUUAUGAGGAUUGCAGCAGCUGCUUUCAGGCCAUGGGCAAGACUUCCUUCUUCUUGGGUGAAGCAGGGAACGCAGCAAGAAUGAUGCUCAUCCUCAACAUGGUGCAGGGCAGCUUCAUGGCCACCAUUGCAGAAGGACUCACUCUGGCUCAGGCUACUGGCCAAUCACAACAGACCUUUCUGGACAUCCUAUGCCAGGGCCAGAUGGCGAGCACCUUUGUGGACCAGAAAUGCCAAAAUAUUCUACAAGGCAACUUUAAGCCGGACUACUAUUUGAAGCACAUUCAGAAAGAUUUAAGGCUAGCCAUCUCCAUGGGUGAUAUGGCCAACCAUCCAACCCCGAUGGCUGCAGCUGCCAAUGAGGUGUACAAGAGGGCCAAGGCACUGGACCAGUCAGACAAUGAUAUUUCUGCAGUCUACAGAGCCUACAUUCAUUAGAUCGAGGUGUGAUUUAACUGUCUGGACCACACAGUCGUUAAGCCCUCAUUAUUCCCACCUCUUGAUGUAACAAGUUUUAUAUUUUUAAUUCUUCUUUUUUUUCAUGCAGUUAUUCCAUUUUUGCACCUGCUUGGUUAUAUGCCCACUACUGAUGGGAUUGCAAUUUCUUCAUUGUAGGAAACAUUGAACAUUGCACUGACUUAAUGAAGGGGAAGAUGUGUGAUUACUGCUCUAAACAAGGUUUUACUACUGCAAAUGGAGGCAUCUUAUCAGACUAGUGGUAAAAGUAAUGUAGGUUGUUUUGUGAGGGCAAGAUUGUGGAGUCCAGACCCAUUGAAGAGCAGGUUGUCCAGUCCCAGCCACAUGGAUUGCUGUCAGGUUCUGAAUGCGUAACCCCAAAUAUUUUUUUAUGUGCAAAUGAGCUAAUUUAAAUUUGUCUACACUUCUACUCCUUUCUUUAAAUAUCUAAAAUUCCAAGAGGGAAAUACAGAGAACAUGCCACUGCAUUGCCUUAAUAUAGUACUCCCUCAAAUCUUUAAGUGAAUUUAUUUAUUUGUGAGGUCUUCUGUGCAGUUCGCUCUUGGCAUAUUUCUGCAUUUGACAAAGGCAAUUGCAGCUUUUAAAUGGGGGUUUAUUGUAUUUCCUGACCACAAUAAGGACAGCAGCCUUAAAAUGCAGUAAGAAUUAGAUGUUCUCAUUAAGAUGUGAGAUUUCCACAUUCGCUUAAUUUUUUAGUUCUCAUUUAUUUGUCUUUUUAAUAUAUAUAUAUAUAUAUAUAUAUAUAUAUAUAUAUAUAUAAUCCUGGCGCAAGGGGAAUCCACGUUUGAGUUAUAUUUUAACUGAGUUAAAUGAGAUGGCCCCAUUGUCAGUCAGGCAUGUUAUUUUUAUUUUUUUUCUCUUCUCGCUCCAUUUAUUUUCGGGGGGGUAGUAUGGUCUGUGUUCUGCAAGGCAACAUUGGACCUUGCUCAAAUUGGAAAAAUGAAAGGAAAACCUUAGGAAUUAGUUUAGUAUGGCUGAGAAAUGUGUAAGUGACUGAAAGCUGAAGAAUAAAUGGAGAAUUCUCAGCAUCCAAUUUUUGUUAUAUAACGUCAUUGUUUAGUCACUGGCACCCUACGCAAAGCACACACAUUGCUGAAGCUCACUAGUUUAGUACAUUUUGUUAUUUUGCAGAUCAGGGCCUAGAACCAGGCACUUAGGUAAUGGUUAACUAUAGUGUGGGUUACUGCUAAUGAUAUGAGAAACAAAAGGACAGAUGGAGUGCUAGAUAUUUCACGACAGUUAAAUAAUCACACACAAAUCAGAGAUGGCAGAAAGACUUAAUCAGAAUAGCUUAAUGAAUUGCUUUCUUGCAGGAAAAACAUUGUUAUAAAAUGCCUUUUUUAUGAAUUUGGUUUAGCUGUGAAUGUCAAAACAGAAUUGAGGCGCAUGCUUAACAGUCCAUCAUAUCAUUCAGUAAGUUUUCAACUAUCGAGGGUUUUACAUUUUAGUUCCCCCACACAGUUUGAAGAAGUUUAAAAACAAAACAAAAAAACAAACAAAAAAAAACCACAAUGUAAAUAGCACCAUGAGUUUGACUACAAAAUAUUUUAUAUCUUCAAGUAUUGGCAUAAACUAUUUUGACCCUUCAAAGCAA